Messenger RNA from Zea mays, 4227 nucleotides. The record is from RefSeq and is a predicted model, not a curated record. Lineage: Eukaryota; Viridiplantae; Streptophyta; Magnoliopsida; Poales; Poaceae.
GAAACAUUGUUAAAUCAUGUUUUUGAGGACCUUCGGAAGCCGAAGGCCCCCAACAAUUAUAUUUGUAUAGACCAAUUUAAUACAGACACAGUUAAUCAAUCAUUAGUUUGACUUAUAGGCCAUAGACACCACACAUACAACAUGUUUAUCAAUUGUUACAUAAAUGAUAGGCAUAAAGUUUCAUUUUACUGAAAUGUGAUAUAUUGUUUAGCUCGUGAGAUGGCUCAUUAACAAAUUGAGCUAGCUGAUUAACGAACCAAACUAAGAUAUCAGCUUAACUCGUGAAAAAAUUAAAACGAGACAAACUGACUACGAAACGAGCGAGUCAAUGAGCUACAAGCAUUUCGUCUAACUCUAUUCUCAUUCACCUUCUCUUGUCACAUCCCCUGUCUAAGAAUGCGAAUUUGCUUUUCUUAAAAACUGAAACGAUUGAAACUGUUCUAUUUAGGCUGUCUCCAGUAAGACACUCUAUAACCUACUGUACGCUAAAUACAGUGAUCAAAACGUCUCCGAACGGUUGGCUAAAAUAGCGGACGGUACUCGUGGACCCUAUUGCCCACGGCCACCAGACCACCACGACGCUCUCAGCUUCACCUUCUCUUCAGUCUUGUCUGCUAGACUGUCGACAGAUUCCGCUCCAACGCGCACCUGCAGUCCCGCACGCCCUCGCCCACCGUCGCCUUUCAAAAAGCUGGAGGAUUCUCGAGAGGGAGAAGCGCGCCUGGCAGCUCCGUUCCAUCCGCCCCCACGAAUGUCCGACGAGGCCAGGCGCGGGCCCGCGGGCGCCGCGCAGGCGAUGCUCCGGGCCUCCUCCGAGGACCGCAAGCCGGUGGGCGCUGGGUCCCCGGCGGCGGUUGCGCACAAGAUCCAGCUCAAGAGCGCCGAUAUGAAGGAGGAGAUGCGGCAGGACGCCUUCGAAAUUGCCCGCAUCGCGUUCGAUAAGCACAGCAUGGAGAAGGACAUCGCUGAGUACAUAAAGAAGGAGUUCGACAAGAACCACGGCCCAACCUGGCACUGCAUCGUCGGCCGCAACUUCGAUUUGGAGGGACAUCAUUUGUGGGCUUCUUUCCUCCUCUAGCACUCAGGUGCUUCUGAAUGGCAUUCCAGGAGGACAUAUUGAACAUAGAAGAGGACUCCGACAAGGGGAUCCUCUCUCCCCCAUGCUCUUUAUUCUAGUUAUGGAUGUUCUUGGUCUACUAUUUUCUAGAGCUGAGCAUGCAUGUCUGCUCUUGGAUCUUUCCCCCAGAAAACCUCUGCAUCGGGUAUCUAUGUAUGCAGAUGAUGUGGCACUUUUCUUACACCCUUCGGUAGCGGAUAUUGCUAUAACUCUAGAUAUCUUACAUCUAUUUGGGGAAGCUUCAGGUCUCCGCAACAACAAUCAAAAGUCUAAUGUUUAUCCCAUUCAGUGUGGGGGUGUGGAGCUGGAAAUGGUUCAGGAUCUUCUCCCUUGUGGCAUCUCAACCUUUCCGUGUAAAUACCUGGGGCUGCCUUUGUCCCUGAAAAAUCUCACCAAGGAUCAGGUGCAGCCUAUUGUGGAUAGAAUUGCUGAUCAACUACCGGGCUGGAAAGCAGAUUUGAUGACAAGAGCAUGCCGUAAAGUGCAAGUUCAGCAUGUGCUUACCGGAAUGCUUAUUUAUCUUGCUAUGGCAGUAAAUAUUCCCCCUUGGGCUAUCAAGGCCAUUGACAAAAUUAGAAGAGGUUUCCUUUGGAGAGGGCGCAAAGAGGCCAGAGGUGGUCACUGCCUGGUGGCCUAGGGCAGAGUCUGUAGACCCCUACAGCUGGGCGGUCUUGGCAUUUCUAGUCUUAAAGAACUUAUCUGGGCCCUACACAUGAGAUGGCUUUGGCUCCAAAAGACUGAGCCUAACCGACCUUGGUGCAGCCUUCCUAUCCAGGUUCCAGAUAAAGCAAGGGCUUUCUUCUCGACGGUGUUGACUUCAAAGGUUGGUAAUGGGGCUGUUCUGGACUGAUAAAUGGAUUCAUGAGCAGAAAAUUGCAGAUUUGGUUCCUAGAUUAUUUGAUAUUAUUCCGAAAAAAAUCACUAACAGAAGGACAGUUCAGGAAGCAUUGACAGAUAGAAGAUGGAUUGCUGAUAUCACAGGAUCACUUUCGGUGGGAGUAUUAUUGGAUUAUCUUCAUCUUUGGAAUUUGAUUUCAGAAUUUGAGCUGCUGCCAGACAUAGAAGAUAAACAUAAUUUUAAUAUUGCUGCAAGUGGGACUUAUUCUGCUAAGGCUGCAUAUGAUGGGUUGUUCACCGGGUCUGUGCAUUUCGGUCACUAUGAAAGAGUUUGGAAAACUUGGGCCCCCUCUAAAUGCCACUUCUUCCUCUGGCUAACGGUGCUAAAUAGAUGUUGGACAGCAGAUAGGUUGGCAAAGAGAGGACUUGAUCAUCCGGAGAAAUGUCCACUUUGUGACCAAGAGUCCGAAACUUUGGAUCACAUUUUGGUUUCUUGUGUUUUUGCGAGAGAAUUCUGGUUCCGGCUGAUGUGCAAUUUCAGACUACACAAUCUGGCUCCUACACUUAGUACAAUGUCUUUUACGGGUUGGUGGGAGAUGAUUGACAAUGGCUCUGGAGAUACGAUUAUGAGGGGUGUCAACUCCCUUAUUGCCUUGGGGGCCUGGAUUAUUUGAAAUCAUCGGAAUCGAAUUGUCUUCGAUGGAAUCUCCCCUAGUGUUUCUGCAGCUCUUUGUCAGGUAAGGGAGGAACAACAGUUGUGGGAAAUGGCAGGAGCUAAGGGUCUCUCCUUUCUUGCCACAACCAUCCGGGGCACCUAGCUGCCUGUUUUAUCGCUGAAGGGCUGUAAUUGUUUAUCAGGAAUUGUUUGUUUUUGUUUUUUUCUUUUCUUUGGUUUUUUUAUCCCCUUAGGGGAUGUCUUUUGUACUGGGGUCUAUUUUGGACCCUCUUUUCCUUCUACUUAAUAUAAUGAUGCGCAGCUCUCCUGCGCUUUCGAGAAAAAAGACUGAAAUUUCUAAGAGAACAAUUUCUAGACUGAAAAAAUACUUUGAACAAUGAAACAAUCGUUUAUCUCUCUGUUUAUUGUUUUAAUGUGGGUCUAAGUUCUUAUGAGCAGAACUUUGCUGUCCAUGUUUGUAUAUUUUUUCUACCGAAUGUUCUAUUUUGGACUUACCGUAGUAAUCCCUUUUCUCUAAAUUUACUUUGAUUUUCUUAUUAUUUGUAUUUAUAAGGCAGCCUAUUUUAUGAUUGGAGGUCAUGUCAGACAUAUGUUAAGACUUUGAGAUCUGCGAAAUUCUGCCUGCUAUGCCAUGUCACAUGUAUUCAUAUUCUUCUAUAGGCAAUAUAUGUGUGUAUGUAUGUAGCAUUCAGUUGUUUAUAACUUGCUGAUUUUCUUUUCCAUCCUAGUUUCCUCUCAGUCAUGGUAACAUUUUUUUUAUUAUUGUAAAAGCAUGCCUAGAUACCUAGUAGGGCCUUCCACUGCAACUUGUAUGUCGUCAGGGGCGGAGCCAAUGGGGGCCCGGCAGGGGCCAUGGCCCCUCCCAAGGCUGUGACAUACAAGAGACUAUAUAUAGUCUAAAAUAUAUAUACUCUAAAUUUUAUGCACCACAAUUAAUCAAAGGUUUAAUAUAGUGGUUUAUUAUACAUGAUCCAUAACUAUGUUGUAGUAUAUCAAUCAAAGUCUAAAAGAGACAAAGAAUAUAAGAUAAAAUAUUUGUUGAAUGACCAAUCGAUGCAUGAAACGUCAAACUUAAUUUGCUUGCAGACGUUGAUAUCUGAACCUCAUCCUUUUAUGAUUCAUUCUAUCGUGUGGCAAGGCCACUGCCGAUUGCCGUUGACCACUUGACUUGCCUCUGCCAUAGCCCCACAACCAAAGUCCAAAGAAGAUGAUCACGCGAAGCAGUAGAAUGAGCUAGCAACUUAUAUACAUACUACAUUAGAUAUCAUGGAUAAUAAAAUCUACAAAUUUCAACUGAAGUUGUCACCUGAUAGUUGGCGUACACGACAAAUUUGACAUGUACCUGCGUAGGUUGAUGAAUUUUCAUGGAUCCCCGAGGCUAGUUGGAUUUUUGAAUUCUCUCAAAAUUUUGUUAGCCGUCUCAUGAAUACUAGAGUCAUUAUAUAAAAGUUGAAUCUCAUUAGUCGGAUAUUCAUCGUUAUAUCGUCUUUAUUUUUUGGUAUUGUUCUUGCAUCGCAACUUUAGUUCAAUAUAUCAAUUAGCUAAAAAAUAGACUCAUGGACUAAGAUAAAUAUAAAGAUCUAGAAUUCUUAUUGCA